This is a messenger RNA of Meleagris gallopavo (turkey), 2053 nucleotides long. NCBI's taxonomy places the organism in Eukaryota, Metazoa, Chordata, Aves, Galliformes, Phasianidae. The record is from RefSeq and is a predicted model, not a curated record.
GGCGGGCGGGCUGCAGCUCGGCUCCGCGGGAGGUUGCAGCGCUGCGCCUUUCACCCGGAGCGAAGUUGCGGGGUGCUCUUCGGUAGAAGUCGUCUCGGACGGGAGUGGGAAGCGGUGCUGCUCCCGGGAGCCUUUCCCUGAGCUGCGUGUCGCCUUGCAGGGGCCGGAGCUAUGGCUGAACAUAUGAUGAUGUCCAUGAACCACGGUGGCACCGGGCUGCAGAGCUACCGGAUGGGUGUGAGUGGGCUGCAGGGACCACCGCAGCAUGGGCAGCACGUGCUGAGGACGCUACCUGCAGCAGGUCAGAUGAUGCCUUAUGGAGGGGCCGGAAUGGAUGGUGCGAUGAGGCCCAGACCCAACCUCAGCGGGCAGAUGAGCCACCACCAGAUGCAGAAUGCGAUGAUGUUCAACGGCCCGAGUCAACAGCAGCAGCAGUACAUGGGGCCGGUGGGCACCCAGCAGCUCAUGGCUAGUAUGCACCUACAAAAACUCAACACCCAGUACCAGGGUCACCCACUGGGCAUGAGCAACGGGCCCAUGGGAGCUGGUGCUCAGCAGUACAGAGUGGGGCCCAGCCAGCACCCAGGCAUGCAGCACAUGCCCUCACCGGCUCUGACCUUGAACGUUAUGGACACUGAUCUCAUAGACGAGGAGGUUUUGACGUCCCUUGUCCUGGAACUGGGGUUGGACCGGAUUCAGGAGCUGCCAGAGCUGUUCUUGGGACAGAACGAGUUCGACUUCAUUUCAGACUUUGUUAGCAAACAGCAACCCAGUGCCAUCAGCUGUUGAGGGGCUUUGAGCUCCUCCUUGUGUCUUAGUGGUUUUGAGUUUGUUUCUAACUUCCUUCUCCACCUGCCAUCCUCCUCCCUUCUCCUGCCUUGCCCUGUCCUGGAUUCCUAACCUCCCUAAAGAGACAAUCAUCGGACACUGGCUUGCAAUGGAUUGCUUUUCUCUUCUGUGUGGUUUUUCACUUGGGAGUUCAUGGGGUGGGAACCAUGUGUACCCCAAACAGAGCAGAUCAAGAGUUCUUGCUGUAGAGCUGCCUCUAAAUGGCAUUAACAGGAUUUCUGGCUUAAAUGGAAGUAAUGGACUUACGACUUUCCACAACCAGGCUUUGAGCACAGGGAGCGACGGGCAGCUGGCAGCCCUGCUGGGAGCUGGAUUUGCUCAAGGAUUCUGCGGUGCCAGCAAAGUUAAAGGAUCCCCAGAGAGGAUUGUCUCCCCACUGCAUGGUUUGAACCAGUUUGCCCUUGCAAACAUGGGUGGGGUUAGAUUAUUUCUUGGGACUUUCUGCUGUGACAGUGAAUAGGUUUUCAGCCUUGUCUGUUCAGCUCAGAAAGGGGCUCUUCCCCACCAGCAGGCUUUUUUUUUUUUUCUUCCUCCUGAACUGACUGAGCAAAAUAAACUAUGCCUUGGGGAAGGGUGUGCAUAGGUGCCUAAAUGUUCAUCCCUGUGGAACUAUGGGUCUCCAACAUGUACAAUUAGCAAUCAACUGUAAAAUUUACUCACUGUUUAGAGGCUAAUUCAGGCACAAGGCUUAAAGCUGCAGUCUAGCUCCACUUUUUUCCACCUCUGAAACCAAAUAAAGACCGUGCAACUGUAUAUUCCAGAGCUAAUCUUAUUUAUUUUUCCUAUGAUUAUUUAUUUGCAAAGGGCUCCUUUUGUUAUUUGGCUUUGGGACCGCUGGGAAGGAUGCAUGGAGAGUACUGCAGCUUUAAGAUGCUGGCUUCAGGAAAAAGAAAGCCUGGGAUAGUUUUCAAGCUGCGUUUCAGAUGAUCGCUGCAACCCAAGGUCUUUGUGCUGAGCACACAGGGCUGUGUAAAUCUAACACCCUCGGAAAGCGAUAAAGAUGACUCGAUUCCUAAUUCCCUUACUCGGGGAAGGUUAAAUGUAAAAGCUGGUGGGGUUUUGUUUCCUCCGCUGUCUCUCGUUUCCAGGCACUGUGGAAAGCUGCUGGUAUCUCCUAGUUGCUGCUGCCCUCUGCUGCUGACAGCUCCUGACAACGACCAAGAGAGAAUGUACAGAUGAAUUUGCAAAUAAAAACUGAAACGUC